AUGUCUGAGGGCCUCCUUACUAAAGACGAGGGCGUGAAAGCCCUCAUGGCCUACGUCAACUCCGGUUCCGCAAUCGGGCCUGUGGGAAAGGGAAAGGGGGUCGGUUACUCUCUCAUGAAGUCGUCACCAACCUCUUUCUCCUGGUCGACAGCAAUCGAGGACUUUGAGGGAUCCGACACUCCUGUUGAUCGUUAUCUGAUAAAGAUUGAUAGACGAACCAAGGAAUUUAGCACCCUAGAGCCCAUUGUGCUCUCCGAAAGGGAACUUGCGGAUGCAGUGCUUGCGGCGACAGGCCAGCAUCUGUCUUCUUGGACCAGAUUCGCCGAUGGCUCGAUGAGUAUCUCUUACAAGGUCACUGUCAAAGAAGAUCCUGACGUGGCAUACGUGGUGCAGAUACGCCAUUAUGCUUCCGUUGCUUCUAUGGACGCGUUCAUGACGUUAAUUUCGAGAACCAUCAGUCCCAGCGUCUUGCCUAUACCGCCAGUAUACCCGAUACCAGGAGAAUUGGCCAAGUGGUUUUUACCGAUUUACGCCGGAUUGUCGCAUGAAGAAAGACUCAUUUUUGUACAAAAUCUGGCACUCGCCUUCUCGGCUUGUUGGGAAAUCCAACUACCAGAACCUCGAUUGAUUGGCGAGCUAAUUGCAUCUAAUGUCGACGGUCAUAUCACUCUGCGAGUCAGACCUGAUCGACAGAAUGGACUUGGCGGUCCAUUCCAUUCAGUGCGUGACUAUCUCCGCGCGUAUAUCAAAUGCUGCCUUGUCCUUCUCGAAAAUCAACAAGGCAUUGAAGAGUACAAAGAGAAAUAUCUUCAUCGCAUAAGAGACUUCGUCAAUACCCGUUUGCAUGAGAUACCAGCCGUCGUCGAGACAGUCCCCAUUGUCGGCAUGCAUGCAGAUAUGGGUCCUCACAACAUCAUUGUGUCGAACCAGACACCCACAGAGAUCCAAGCGAUUAUCGAUUGGGAAUUUUUAGAGAGCGCUCCAUAUGCUUCACUCUGCCGGGAAAUGGAGAUGUUUUUCCGUGAGCUUGCUCCCAAUGGAUUCGGUCCAGAGUAUGAACGUGCCGAUGAAUUACGCGAGGCCUUUUGGAGCAGUAUACCCAACUGGAAGCGAUGGAAUGAGAGCGAGGCUACGCAAACAUUCUUAGAGUGGUUUAGAUUCGGCCUGUUCAUGAAACCGGAAUACAGACCAAAAGAGCUAAUCGAUGAGGAGAGGGACAAAUUUUGGGUGGAGAAUAUUCGAGUUGUUGAAAGCAUGCUCGAAUUGAAUGAGGCAAGCAACGCCUAA
This is a messenger RNA of Trichoderma breve, 1287 nucleotides long. Its product is annotated as phosphotransferase enzyme family domain-containing protein. Lineage: Eukaryota; Fungi; Ascomycota; Sordariomycetes; Hypocreales; Hypocreaceae. The transcript has 2 exons. The coding region runs from base 1 to 1287 and encodes 428 amino acids. The record is from RefSeq and is a predicted model, not a curated record.